Messenger RNA from Trypanosoma grayi, 1191 nucleotides. RefSeq lists its product as hypothetical. NCBI's taxonomy places the organism in Eukaryota, Euglenozoa, Kinetoplastea, Trypanosomatida, Trypanosomatidae. The coding region runs from base 1 to 1191 and encodes 396 amino acids. The record is from RefSeq and is a predicted model, not a curated record. The transcript has a single exon.
AUGUCGACGGGUCGGUUUGCUGCGGGAGCCGCGGGCCGCAGCAUCAAGCAAAAGGUGCAGUCCAACCGCGGUGCCCCGUACAACGCUCGCUUCUUUAACUCCCUCUGGACGUACCGCUGCGGGCAGCUCACAACGAGCAACGUGCGCCGUCUCAAGGAGACAGGGAUUCCGUUAGAGUACGCCUCCAGCAGCAGCAAGAGCGGCGGCGGUGUCAACGAAGACGAGCAGGAUGCCACACCUGUUAAGAGUGAUCUGCAACCCCACGCGCUGCACAAGUUCAUGGGCGACGACAAUUGGUCCCUCCUUGUCGCGGUGCCGAAGAACUCGGACCACUUCCGCAAUGUGGUGGAGUGCUCGCGCGGGAGUCUCAUGGUUGGCCACACCGACCCGCAGCUGUUCCAUUGGUUCAAGCAGCUCGGCACCCUUCCACCACGCGCGAUUCUCUCCGGCCCGCUGGAGCUGCUGUCGGGCGACAUGCAGCAGGAGGCGUGGGAGCGCACGUUCGUGCGGCACCCUGUGAUCCACAGCAUCGCGCAGGACAUGUGGACCCGCUGCGAGAGUAAGACGGAGGAGGAGAAGGUCACGAUCGAGCGGCGCGAGCGCGAGGAGGACGAGAGGCGCAUGCGCCGCAUGAGCAGCAGCGACUGGCGCGCGAAGUUUCGCGAGCGCGAGCGCAACCCGACGGCGGAGGAGGACGAGGAGCGGCCGGUGUACGUCGUGAAGCCGGACACCUUUGCGCUGCUGCGGCUGCGGCCGGAGGUGAUGCUGUGGAUGAACGUCGCCUCGGAGACGCAGCGCGUGUGGGAGCCGGUGAUUGCCGACCCCGACCCGCUCUGCCGCUGCGCCCCACGCUUCCUCCGCAUGCUCAAUCUCGCGAGGCAGAAACUCGUGCCGUCGCUCAACAUGAACUUCUCCCUGAAACUCACCAACGCGUUCGUGUUCGAGAUAGACGCGAGGGGGCUGUGGGCAAUGGGGACGCAGGAGAACCUCGACCCCGGCGCCGCCGCGCGGGAGGAGUGGACAGAGCUGCGGCUCGAGUUCGGCAAGGGGCAGGUAAUCCAGACGGAGCAGGAGAUGGAGUGGUGGGUGCGUGGGCUCACGAAACUCGGCGCGCCGGAGAUGUCGCAGUCGAACAGCAGCGUCGAGGACGCUGGCAUGAACCCAGAGGACUAUGAUUACCGCCACAUAUGA